Messenger RNA from Helianthus annuus (common sunflower), 897 nucleotides. Its product is annotated as late embryogenesis abundant protein At1g64065. Lineage: Eukaryota; Viridiplantae; Streptophyta; Magnoliopsida; Asterales; Asteraceae. The record is from RefSeq and is a predicted model, not a curated record. The coding region runs from base 200 to 778 and encodes 192 amino acids. The transcript has a single exon.
AACAAAAAUAUGUUCAACCAAACAAAGUCAGAUGUACGUAAUCUACAAUCUUACAAAUUUAUGCCUCUUCAUGUACUAAACAAAACAACAUUCAACCUUGAUUUCAUCUAUAUAAACAAACAUGUUAUAUAUCAAAUUAUCUACACACACAAUUAAAAACCAUCCAUUCGAAUACACUGAUACGUCAAAAAUCCCCUAAAUGGAAACACCAAAAGGAAGAUCGCGAAAGUGUCUCAAGAUUUGUUGUGGCGUGACGAUAGCAGUAACUUUCAUCUUCAUCGUUGUGUCGAUAGUCUUAUACUUUACUGUCUUUAAACCAAAGGAUCCACAAAUCACAGCCCACCCAACAAAUCUUGAAAACCUGCAUGUUCAAUUAUACCCGAACGUAAGCAUAAAUGCAACUAUAGUUCUAAACUUGACGAUUAAUAACCGAAACUAUGGGAGUUUUAAGUUCAAGGACUCGAUUGCAUAUGUUUAUUAUCGCGGAUUGUUAAUAGCUGAGGUUCCCGUGGAGCAUUCAGAGGUGCCCGCUCGUGGUAGUUUUUCUAUGACAGCGUAUGCAAAUAUUACGGGCGGUAAAAUGGCCCUCGAUCCCAAUUUUUAUAGUGAUAUCGCGACGGGUCAUCUAAAUUUUACCUCGACAUCGAUUAUGCAUGGGAAAGUGGGUGUUUUGAAAAUUAUAAAGGUGGGAGCAAAAGUUGAUAGUGUUUGUGAUAUUGGGGUCAACAUUUUGACACUAGAAGUCAACCCAAAAUGCCACUCGAAAGUUGACUUCUAAGAUGUUUUUUGGAACUAUAUCGCUGUGUAUAUAUACCGGUUAAGAACUCCAUAUUGAUGUAUUUUCUUGUAUCUGUUAUAACUGUUUUACAUAUUCAGUUGCCUAGUGGUUUAAUUACA